This is a messenger RNA of Staurois parvus, 308 nucleotides long. The record is from the annotation of a GenBank genome assembly. Lineage: Eukaryota; Metazoa; Chordata; Amphibia; Anura; Ranidae.
CAGAAAGAACAGUAAAAAUGCAAGCAGGGCGCCGGACAAAGCACUCGGGACAAAAUUAUAUUAGUGAAUGUCACUUUUUAAAAAUUUUAAAUUUCCCCCCCGGCCCCCGUACGUCCCGUACUUCCUGUACAUCCCGACGCUCGCAGGGACCAGAACCCAGAGGAUGGAUACCAGCAUCGGCCAGAGGAGAUGGCCGGGGACGCUGCAGGGGACACAUCGCGGGAGCGCAGGACAAGGUAAGUGCUGGAGGGAAUCCCAGAGCAACGUUGCAGGGUAAUCCCGAGUGUAGCUUGGGGUUACUGAUUUUG